GAUAGCAGUGAUGUGGUAUGUUUCGCUGCCGGAAAAUGGCAUAUACAACCACAAAUACAACCAUCCGACUGGUGCAGCUUAAAAAAGAAAUUUCAGGGCUUCCAUUUACUACAUGUUUCGAAGUUCAUGUAUGAGAACAAUAUUUCUUCGUGUAUUCAUAUUUUUUAGGAGUUUGCAACAUCAAAGCUCGAAGCAAGGCAAUCGAUCAACAGGGCUCAGUCACUCAGUACUAUGCUUAGUACUUUUUUAAAUAUCUAUCGGAGAAGUCUGGCUGGGAGAAUGGUACACUUGCAAAAUGUAUCAAUUCAGGAAGAAAUUCAGACGCUCAAAUGACUUCUUUUACAAUAACGUGGAGAGGAAAGGAAACACACAAAAAGAUGAUGCGAAUAGCAGUGUGUCAUAUGAAUCUCAAUUUUUUGAACAAGAAAAUGAAUUUGGGGAUUUAAAUGAACAAAGUGAAGAUAUUGCUGAAAAUUAUGACAAGCACCAAGAGUUAACCACCAAAACACAGGUUUUUAAUGUACAUAUUGAUAUUGUUUCUCAUGAAAAGUCAUUGGAAAUGGUUAUAUGUAGGACUGCUUUCACUAGAAAAAGCUAAAAAAUUUUGAAGUAAUUUA
Xenia sp. Carnegie-2017 is the source of this 617-nucleotide messenger RNA. RefSeq lists its product as uncharacterized. The record is from RefSeq and is a predicted model, not a curated record. The transcript has 4 exons. NCBI's taxonomy places the organism in Eukaryota, Metazoa, Cnidaria, Anthozoa, Malacalcyonacea, Xeniidae. Bases 296 to 598 code for a protein of 100 amino acids.